GCCCAGUCUAAAAACGGCGUCGUUGAACAUUCACCGCCUGCAAGAAACUUUAUUAUCCCUUUUGUACCCUCAAAACACAACGACCUCUCUCUCUCUCUCUCUCUCUCUACCAAACCCUAAUCCUAAAUUCCACCGAUCCUUCAAUCCAAUCUCACAGGUUAAGUUUAGUCAAUGAAUGUUUGAUUGAUGGAUGAUGAUAGUAGAGAUGGAUAAAAUGUCUGCUCCUUCAUCGCGGGAGCGUGCACAACGCCUUCUGGACAAUGUCAUUGAAUUGGAGAAAAAGCGCCGUAAAUCAGCUCAGACACAGGUCCCGUCAGAUCCCAAUAUUUGGCCACAGUUGCGUGAGAAUUAUGAGGCAAUAAUUCUUGAGGAUUAUGCUUUUUCUGAGAAGCACGGUAUUGAGUUUGCUCUUUGGCAAUUGCAUUACAAACGGAUUGAAGAGUUAAGGGCAUAUUUCAGUGCUGCUCUUACUUCUGCAAGCUCAAAAUCAUCCGAGGGUGGGAAAGGUUCUGCACGACCUGACCGGAUAACUAAAAUAAGGCUGCAGUUGAAGACUUUCCUUUCAGAAGCAACUGGAUUUUACCAUGAUCUUAUCAUGAAAAUCAAAGCGAAGUAUGGGCUUCCUCUUGGUUACUUUGAGGACUCGGAGAAUCGGAUUGUGAUGGAGAAAGAUGGAAAGAAAUCAGCUGAGAUGAAGAAAAGUUUGAUAUCCUGUCAUCGUUGUUUGAUAUACUUGGGUGAUCUUGCUCGCUACAAAGGAUUGUAUGGAGAAGGUGACUCUAAAAAGCGUGAGUUUACAGCAGCUUCUAGUUACUAUAUACAAGCUGCGUCUAUUUGGCCUCCAAGUGGGAAUCCCCACCAUCAGCUGGCUUUGUUGGCUUCAUAUUAUGGUGAUGAGCUUGCAACUAUUUACCGAUAUUUUCGGAGUCUGGCUGUGGAUAGUCCAUUUACAACUGCUAGAGAUAAUUUAAUAGUCGCAUUUGAAAAGAAUCGACAAAGUUACUCUCAGCUUUCUGGUGAAGUUAAAGCUGUUGCAGUCAAGGAAUCGUCUGGGCAAUUAGCUGGCAAAGGAAGAGGAAAAGUGGAAGCAAAACUUGUGACAAGGAGUAACGGUGUGCAGGCCUGUACUAAAAAUGAAGGAGCAUCCAAUGUACAAGAGACUUACAAAUCUUUCUGCACUCGCUUUGUCCGUCUAAAUGGAAUCUUGUUCACCCGUACAAGCCUGGAGACUUUCACUGAAGUUCUCUCUCUUAUAUGCACUGGCCUGCGUGAACUUCUGUCGUCAGGCCAAGAUGAAAAGCUGAAUUUUGGCCAGGAUACUCUUGAGAAUGGUCUUGCCAUUGUCAGAAUUAUUUCCAUUAUCGUCUUCACAGUUCAUAAUGUGAAUAAGGAAUCUGAAGGUCAAACUUAUGCAGAAAUUGUACAGCGUGCUGUUCUACUUCAGAAUGCAUUCACUGCAGCUUUCGAACUGAUGAGUAUUAUAAUAGAGAGAUGCAGCCAGUUGCAGGAUCCUACUUGCAGUUAUCUUUUACCUGGCAUUUUGGUUUUUGUUGAGUGGUUGGCAUGUUACCCUGAUCAUGCUGCUGGCAAUGAUGUGGAUGAGAAACAAGCGGCCGUUAGAUCAAAAUUUUGGAAUCAUUGUAUUUCCUUCUUGAACAAGCUACUAUCAGUUGGGUCUAUGUCUAUUGAAGGUGAUGAAGAGGAUACUUGUUUUAGUAACAUGAGUAGGUAUGAAGAAGGGGAAACUGAUAACCGGCUUGCUUUGUGGGAGGACUUUGAGUUAAGAGGAUUUGUUCCACUUCUCCCUGCACAAACGAUCUUGGAUUUUUCAAGGAAGCAUUCCCUUGGAAGUGAUAGUGAAAAAGAUAGAAAAGCGCGGGUCAAAAGGAUUUUAGCUGCAGGAAAGGCUUUAUCUAACAUUGUUAGGGUUGAUCAGAAAAUGAUAUAUUUUGACUCCAAGGGAAAGAAAUUUAUAAUUGGUGUUGAGCCUCGUAUCUCAGACGAUUUUGUUCUUGCCUCUGCCAUACCUGUCGAGGAUGGGUUAUUGAAAGAAAAUACAGCAGACAACCCAAAGUUAGGGAUUGUUCAGCCAGACCACCACCAGCAUGUGGAAGAAGAGGAUGAUGACGAGGUUAUUGUUUUCAAACCUAUAGUAGCCGAGAAGCGAACAGAUGUGGUAGUUUUAUCGUCAGGGGAAUCCGACAAAGGCUUGGAGCCUGUCCCAACAGCUUCAGGAGGGAAUAUAAAAUAUAACGUCAAUUCUGCUUUUAACCCUUCCAAUGAUGUAAACCAUCAAACAUUUUUGCCUGCUUCUGCUGGUUAUAUGGGGCCUCAAUACUUGCAACCUGUUCACCAACAUUCUUCAAGGUGGGUAGAGGAGGGAAUGUCUCUGGCCAACUGUUUUGAUGGUCUUGGAUUCUUGGAGAAUGGGCAUGUAGUAAAACCUGAGCUCUCACUGCCUGAAGCUUUACCAAUCAUUAACCAUGCCUCACUUACAGUUCCUAUCCAUCAAUCUGUAAGUACUGGUGCUAAUUCAUUUUAUGGUCUCUCAAAAGCUGAAGACUUCACGAUACCAUUCAAAGUUGAUACUGUUGCAUCUUCCGGAGUCAUUACUGAUAACUCUUAUGUGAAGUCAUCGUCAGUUUUGCAAGCUGGUUUGAAAAAAUCUCCAGUCAGCCGUCCUUCUAGGCACCUCGGACCUCCCCCUGGUUUCAGUCAUGUUUCUCCUAAGCUAGACAUGGAAUCUACUGUUUCAGAUUCAAUUAGUGGGAAUCCCGUUAUGGACGAUUACAGUUGGUUGGAUGGAUAUCAGUUGCCUUCAUCAACCAAAGCUUUAUGUCCAGAUGGUCCUAUGACUUACACCCAAACAAAUACCCAGCAAAUAAAUAACAAUAUUUUGAGUGGGCCAGCUUGCUUUCCCUUCCCUGGAAAACUACUUCCAUCUGCAAUGCAGGGGGGUAUGCAGAAUGGUUGGCAUACUUCUGAGCUAUUAAAAGCACACCAUCAACAGCAACUGCAGCCACCGCAACCACUCACAAAUGGAAAUCAGCAUUUUACUUCACUGCCUGAGCAAUUUCAAGGACAGUCAAUCUGGACAGGUCGUUACUUGGUGUGAUGUCGGUUUAAGAAUAUUGACGUUAUGUAUUGGAGGUUCUUGAAGGAUUCUUACAGAUCCAUUCAAACUCCAACUCAGCUUCUUGUCAGUGACUGUUAUUGGAGUUUAUUUGGCCUAGACUUGUUGCAGGAAAUUGCUACUCCAAAAGUUUAUACUGAGCUCUAAAGACCGAAGGAAGGAAGAUAAGAAAGCAUCUUUACAGUUCGAAGUUCGUUAUGUAAAUGCCUUUUCUGGUUGGGGACGGAUAGUAGAAGGUGAUACAUAGAAGAUUAUCCAGUUUUCUUGGGGCUUUUUUCUUCUGGUAUUGGUGGUAUGCCUGUGGUUUGUUCGCUUAUUGGAAAUGUCAUAACGGUGCACCUUUAAUGUAAGAAAUUUUACCAUCAACUAGCUGCCAAUGAUACGUAGUGCUAGCACUUCUUCUUCCCCAAAGCUUCAAACUAGUUGGGGAGGUUGAUACGUUUGAAGUGGUUGUCUGAAGUUGGAUAAUGGGAUAUGCUAAUGACGUUGUGGAGCAUGCUUAUGCUCGAAUAACUACUUUGCUACAUGUGUUUAGGGGUUUCAACUCCGUUAAGGUUCUUAUACUUUGUUUGCAUGACAAGUGAUAUUGGUUCACUUUUCUUUUUUAUUUCAAGUCAGGGAUUUACUUGAACUUUAUAUAUAAAUAAUACCUGUUGGAUUGUUGGUCGUGAAUAUGUCUUUUCUGUCCUUGUGGAUAUGAUGUAUCUAUCUAUAAUAAGAUUAAGCUGUCUCUUACCUUCACCUAUGCAGCAAUGUUUGAUUGUUUAUGUUGAAAA
Medicago truncatula (barrel medic) is the source of this 3909-nucleotide messenger RNA. RefSeq names its product protein SMG7. The transcript is spliced from 8 exons. Gene Ontology annotation, biological process: nuclear-transcribed mRNA catabolic process, nonsense-mediated decay. Lineage: Eukaryota; Viridiplantae; Streptophyta; Magnoliopsida; Fabales; Fabaceae. Gene Ontology annotation, cellular component: telomerase holoenzyme complex. Bases 191 to 3115 code for a protein of 974 amino acids. The record is from RefSeq and is a predicted model, not a curated record. Gene Ontology annotation, molecular function: protein binding; telomeric repeat DNA binding; telomerase RNA binding.